UAAGAGCCUGUUAUUAUUAUGAUCUCGUGUUUAUGUCACUUAACAGAAACAAUUAAAAAAGAUGAAUUGACUGUUGUUAUUAAAUAUACAGCUGUUCAGUAUACUUUGUAAGAGCUUAUGUGUUAAAUGGAGAGAACUGUCAUUACUGAAUUCGUCUUCGCAUCUACAUUUGUUUAUGGCUUCUGGCUUGUGUCAAGAUUUGUGUUGUGCGCAUUAUUAUGAAGUGAAUGUAGAUAAAUAUACGCUAUACACGUAUACAUACCUACAUUUGUGAGCAACUGCUUAUACAGAAAAAGUCAUUUACCCACGUCACACUAAAAAUAUAUCUUUCUUUAUAAAUUAAUAAUGUGUUAUUGUUACGUGUUGUGAUAAUAUCAUAAGAGACGCAAUUUUUAUUUUUUUAUUGAAAUUAUUUAAUAAUUUCUAAAAAAGUUGCUGAUAAAUAAUAUAUCUUUUAAUUUAUUUUGAAACUAUAGCUGUAAAUCAUCAAGAUACAUAUAAUUAUUUUGGAAUAAAAAUGGGAAAUGUAACGAGUGGUGAAAAUAAUGAAGAUCUGGUGGACAUUCUCAAAAUUUUAGGGUACAUUAAAACAAAAAGAGUCGAACGAAUUUUUCGGACUGUUGAUAGAGGUGAUUAUGUACUACCAAGUCACAGAAGUGAAGCUUAUAAAGAUUUAUCCUGGAAAAUGGGAAAUAUUCAUCUAUCUGCACCGUGUAUAUACACUAAAGUUAUGGAAGGCUUAUCACUGGAACCAGGAUUGAGUUUUCUCAACAUAGGUUCAGGAACUGGGUAUUUGAGUACAAUGGCAGGAUUAAUUCUAAGUCGUAAUGGUACUAAUCAUGGGAUUGAAUUGAAUAGUGAUUGUAUGGAAUAUGCCUACGAAAAAUUGGAAGAAUUUAAACAAAAAUCAUUGGCUCUUGAUGAGUUUGAUUUUUGUGAACCUGUAUUUAUACAAGGAAACUGCUUAAAAUUGGAAUGCACCCGAAAAUACGAUAGAGUAUAUUGCGGUGCCGCUUGUCCCGAAUCUCAUGAAGCAUUCAUUAAACAAUUCGUUAAAGUUGGCGGAAUUUUGGUGAUGCCAUACAAGGACCACUUACUCCGUAUCGAAAGAGUUGAUACAGAUAGUUGGAAACAUAGAGUCAUGUUACCUGUUUUAUUUGCACCUCUAAUCAUGCCUAAAUCUAACUGUAUUUAUAAUAAUAGUAGUGAUGAUCAUGAUAACACUACUGAUAAAGUCAAUGAUUGCCCGAAUAGUUCACUUCUAUUACCUUUUUCCGAACCUCUAUCACUGCAAGAGUUGUGUCGAUGUGAAAUUCGAUGUCAGCUUCGUAAAAAUAUUUGGGCUGAACACCCGGAAUUGGAAGUUAACUAUCCAAUCACAGGACUCAAUAGAUCAGGACCAAAUGCUUAUCCUAUCACCGCUCAAACUACAUUGUCGAGAUAUGUCAUGCCGUUAUACGAUGAAUCGUCCGAUAACUCUCCUUACAUUACAUUAAAUGAUGACUAUGACGAUGAUGAUGAAGAUGAGGAUGAUGAUAAUGUUGAUAAUAACGAUGAUGAGGAUAAUCUCGAUAAUAAUAAUGAUGAUGAUAAUAAUGAUAACGAUGUCAAUAACAAAGAUAGAAGUUCGAAAAUUCGUUAUCGCCGAAAUAGAAAAACGAGAUUAUUUUUCUGUCUUGAACCUUCUCGCUUAGAAAAUGAGCCGAAUGAAGAAGAAGAAGAUGAAGAUGAAGGUAAUAAUGAUGAUGAUAAUUAUGAUGAUGAUGAUGAUGAAAUAGGACAAGUAACUUCAUUCAGGGUAUUGAAAAAUGUCUCACCCAAAAAAAGUAUAUUAAAUAUCUUCAACUUUGAUAAGAGUACCAUUAAUAACGACGAUAAUAAUAAAACCAAAGAUCAAGAGUUAUCGGAAAAUGCUUUUCAACCGUCUACUAGUCAGUAUUUAUCACAGGGAUGCUCAAAUAAUGAUAAUAACCAGGAAAAUUUAAAUGAUGUUCUCCUCACAUCCGCAAAGGAGUCAUUAGAUUCAUUGUUGUGUUAUUCAAACUCUCAAAUAAAUAGUGAUAGUCAGGCUAACGAAGAAACAAUGGACGUCGAUAAGGAACAACAAAAAUCGACUGAUGAAAAUUUCCAAGUUGUGGAUGAUACUAAAUCUUCCGUACUGAACCCGUCAACGUCAACCAAUAAUAUUAGAAAUGGGAUAACUAGUAAUGUUGAUAACAAUGAAGUUAAUUCGAAUACAUCUGGAUAUCAAGAAAUAUUGGACGCUAGUAACUGUAUCGACAAUAACGGCGAUGAUUCAAUGGAAUGCUUAAAUUCAAUGAAGUCGCGACAUCAACAGAAAAAUAACAAGUGGGGAAUCUCCGAUGAUUUGAAUAGUGCUGAGAGCCAUCCUUCGUUAUCAAAGCGGUCAAAGGUUAAUGACAUUGAAAAUAAUGAUGACAAUUCCCGCGAGAAACGGCCACAUCCAAGAGUUUGUGGUUAUAACGUUGAUAUCGAAUCAUUAUCUUCUCAUAUGAAAACAAAAAUAUCUCAAUUACCUUUGCCUGUAUUAUUAAGAUUAUACGUUAAUUAUAACCGUUCUUUAUAAAACUUAUAUAUAUAUGUAAUGUUGUUUGUAUAUUAAUCCAGACAUUAAAUAUUUCGAUAAAUAAAUUGUUAAGUAAAUUCAUUAAUUAAGUAUAGAAUGAAUAAUAUUAUUGUAAUUAUCAACGUUAUCGUAAACGUGUGAUACAAAACAACGACAAAACCUAAUUAAAUGUAAAUUUAAUUUUUAUAGAAAAUAAUAUAAUAUCUAUAAAAAUUUAUUAAAAAUUUUAAGAAAUAAAUUUCCUUAUUUCUUACUUGUGUAAUUUAGUCCUAUAAUAUUCUAUAUGUACAUUGUAAUUUGAGUUAUAUGUAAAAUAGGUGUGUCUGGGUUUGCGCACAGAAACUAUGUAGUAGUACGAAAUUCUUAUCGUCAUACGCGCUUUUGCUUCAACAUUGUAUUUGCGCGUGUGCACCCGGUUUCACCCAACUCACGUAUAUUCUCUAAUAAAAAAAAAAAUUAUUUAAUAAUAAAAAAUGAAAAAUUUAUCUGGUGUAUGGAAUAACUCCAUUACUAUCACUCAUUUCAAGUACUCUAUAAUUUUCACAACACUUGAAUAUGUAGAUUAAGUAGUAUGUAUUAAUAUAAUCCAUUAGUUUGCGAAUAAAAUUCAGAGAAGAAUCAAUUACAUGAGUGGCUCAAUUUCAAGUACAUAGCAUGAGUGUUUUACAUGCAAAUAUAAUUAUAGUUGUUUAUUAUUUAUAGUAAAUAAAAUAUAUGUAAGUAAAAAA
Messenger RNA from Cotesia glomerata, 3315 nucleotides. RefSeq names its product probable cyclin-dependent serine/threonine-protein kinase DDB_G0292550. The record is from RefSeq and is a predicted model, not a curated record. Gene Ontology annotation, cellular component: cytoplasm. The transcript is spliced from 5 exons. Gene Ontology annotation, biological process: protein modification process. The coding region runs from base 518 to 2587 and encodes 689 amino acids. NCBI's taxonomy places the organism in Eukaryota, Metazoa, Arthropoda, Insecta, Hymenoptera, Braconidae. Gene Ontology annotation, molecular function: protein-L-isoaspartate (D-aspartate) O-methyltransferase activity.